AGCAAGCUGGUGUGAAAACAACUCUCACUGAGCAAGAAGCGGUGCACCUGGGAAAAAAACCACCCAUCCUGAAUGAAUUCAUUAUUCGGAUUAAAAUCUCAGACAGACCAGGACGAAAUUACUUUCAAGACAGACACUUCUCAUUACCUGAAACUUGAGUUUUACUUCCACCUGUUUGGGGACUGACAGAGGGAUUCAACCACAAACAGUUUGUCAUACGACCAGGAAGACCUUCCAUAUUUCUGAAAGCAUACUGUAUUAACAGCAGAUCAAUCAUGGUUGCGGUAAAACCCAAGGACUUAGCUCCUACGGCAACCGUCAAGUUCUUUGGAGCAGGAACAGCUGCCUGUGUAGCAGAUCUCAUCACAUUUCCCUUGGACACAGCCAAAGUCAGGCUUCAGAUUCAAGGAGAAUCAAAGUCCUUGGAGGGAGGGAAGGUGGUGAAGUACAGAGGGGUGUUUGGCACCAUCAGCACCAUGGUGAAGACCGAGGGGGCGAGGAGCCUGUACAACGGCCUGGUAGCAGGACUGCAGAGACAGAUGAGCUUCGCCUCCGUCCGCAUCGGCCUCUACGACUCCAUGAAGCAGUUCUACACCCGGGGAUCAGAAAAUGCAGGUAUUGGCAUCCGGCUGCUGGCAGGCUGUAGCACAGGGGCCAUGGCUGUAGCCUUUGCUCAGCCCACAGAUGUGGUAAAGGUGCGCUUUCAGGCUCAAGUCAGACUGCCAGACAUGGACUCAGUGAAGAGAUACAAUGGCACCAUGGAUGCCUACAGGACUAUAGCCAGGGAAGAGGGCAUCAGAGGGCUCUGGAAAGGCUGCAUGCCAAACAUAACCCGCAACGCCAUUGUAAACUGUGCAGAGCUGGUGACCUAUGACAUCAUCAAAGAACUCAUCCUCAAGCAUGACCUAAUGACCGAUAACCUACCCUGCCAUUUCACAGCAGCCUUUGGUGCUGGAUUCUUCACCACAGUUGUGGCGUCUCCUGUGGAUGUGGUGAAAACUCGGUUCAUGAACUCCACAACAGCACAGUACAGCAGUGCUAGUAACUGUGCGUACAUCAUGCUGACCAAAGAGGGGCCUAAGGCAUUCUAUAAAGGGUUUAUGCCUUCGUUUCUUCGCCUUGGCUCCUGGAACAUUGUGAUGUUUGUCUCCUAUGAGCAAAUCAAGAGAGCAGCCAUGAGAGCCCAACAGUCCUGGGAGUCCCCCAUAUGAGCUCAUCCAGGGAAGUGGAUGUAGAUGUGAAGCCAUCUACACGAUGGAACACAGUGGAGCAAAUAUGAGGCUUUGACUGCCUGGGUUGGCAGAGCAGAUCCAGUGGAGGAACCAGUUACAGAUCACUGCUGUAUGGUGUGUUUGCUCCAGCAGGGGUUGUGUCCCCUCUGUAUUGUAUGGACCAAGGGGGCAAUAGUGCUGGCCAUUAGAAAAAGCUGUCGAUUCCUGUAUGUUGAUGGGAUGAAGAGACUGAUUCACGAAAUCUACAGUGAAAGUUGAUGUCAGGUGGAAAACCUGGACGUCCAGUAGAUGUCAGUCAAGAUAAUGUGCAAUUAAGCAAAUAAUGUAAAAUAUGUACUGUAGGUAAUGGAGUUAACUUAUUGCAUAUGAUUGUUUUGUAUUUAUUUUUAUUAUAGCCAAACAAGUCAGGGAGUCAGGUGGCUGAGCGGUUAGGAAAUCGGGCUAGUAAUCUGAAGGUUGGCAGUUCCCCUACUUGCCUCAGGGGAAUGUCCCUGUACUUACUGUAAGUCGCUCUGGAUAAGAGCGUCUGCUAAAUGACUAAAUGUAAACAAGUAUGAAUUAUAUGAAGUUGUACAUUUGCACUCUACCUUUUACAAUGUGGAUUACUGCUCUUAAGUGAUCUGUUGGCUUUGAUUACUUGAAAAAUGAACCUUUCUACUGUACAUAGACACACUUUCUAGAGAAUAAAGUAUAAAUGGAACACUUUUUUCAGAAUGUAUCUGGAUUAAAUAUUGUAUUAUUAAAGUGAUGUUUCCUAAUAAUAGAAGGAAAAAACAUCUGAAUAU
Osmerus eperlanus (European smelt) is the source of this 2017-nucleotide messenger RNA. RefSeq names its product mitochondrial uncoupling protein 2-like. Bases 276 to 1211 code for a protein of 311 amino acids. Gene Ontology annotation, molecular function: oxidative phosphorylation uncoupler activity. Lineage: Eukaryota; Metazoa; Chordata; Actinopteri; Osmeriformes; Osmeridae. The transcript is spliced from 8 exons. The record is from RefSeq and is a predicted model, not a curated record. Gene Ontology annotation, biological process: response to cold; mitochondrial transmembrane transport; adaptive thermogenesis.